AUGGGUAUGCCCUUGUGCUGCUUAACGCAGGCGGCGGGCCUCGCGCUCCGUCUCCAUGAGCGAGAGCAUGUCGCCCUCCUUGCACGGUCCCUUGACGUUGCGCACGAUCGUGCGGUUGGCGUCCGGCGAGCCCUCCUCGGCCAUCAGGCGGACGCGGACCUGCGUCACGUUGCCGCGCGAGCCGGUGCGGCCAAGCACCUUGAUGAUCAGGCCGACCUGCGCCUGGUCCGUCUGCUGCACCACCACCUCCUCCUGCGCGGCCUUCUUGUCCUUCUUCGCAGCUGCAACCUCCGCCAUGACUAG
This is a messenger RNA of Trypanosoma conorhini, 303 nucleotides long. RefSeq lists its product as uncharacterized. The transcript has a single exon. The record is from RefSeq and is a predicted model, not a curated record. Lineage: Eukaryota; Euglenozoa; Kinetoplastea; Trypanosomatida; Trypanosomatidae. Bases 1 to 303 code for a protein of 100 amino acids.